Messenger RNA from Mobula hypostoma (lesser devil ray), 1424 nucleotides. Its product is annotated as leucine-rich repeat-containing protein 52-like. The record is from RefSeq and is a predicted model, not a curated record. Bases 241 to 1155 code for a protein of 304 amino acids. Lineage: Eukaryota; Metazoa; Chordata; Chondrichthyes; Myliobatiformes; Myliobatidae. Gene Ontology annotation, cellular component: voltage-gated potassium channel complex. Gene Ontology annotation, molecular function: transmembrane transporter binding; voltage-gated potassium channel activity; potassium channel activator activity. The transcript is spliced from 2 exons.
ACGCUUCUUAACUUUCAGGUUGAUCUCUGUCAGCAGGUUAGCCCUUGCGCUGUAUAUUGGUACGAAGCAAUUUCUGCCUUCAGUCAUGGCUAGUUAAUUGUUGCAAUGGAUUGAGGUCUCCGCCUAAUCAAACUUUUUUAAACAUAUGUAUAUGCAUAUUAAAAUAUCAGAUUUAAUAUUGCACCUAUAUAUAUAUAUAUAUUAACAAUGGAGUUACGGUUUGGAUAACAUCUUAUCAACAUGUUCCUUUAUCGUAGAGAGCCGCAGGGACUGCUAUGGAAAUUGCUGUUAGUGGGAGUGACAUUGGCUGCUGAUUGUCCAUCUAUGUGUAUAUGCGAACCUUUCAAGGUAACCUGCAAAGGCAAAGGUUUAAAUGCUUUUCCAGAAAGCCUUCCAUUAAACACCAGGCAUCUUGACCUCUCAGACAACAGUAUCUCCGAAAUCAAUUCUCUGGAACUCAAUCUGCUCGUUGAUCUGGUGCACCUGGAUUGUAGCCACAAUGCAAUAUCGGAGAUUUCAAAACUGGAUUUCCUCUCUGGCAUAAAGCUAGUUUAUUUAGAUUUCAGUUACAAUGCCUUGAAACAAAUCGGCUCGACGACAUUGGAAAGUUUAACUAACCUGAUCGUGCUGAAGGUCAGUAAUAACAAGAUAAGCGAAGUGCAGCGGGGCGCCUUUGAAACAAACAUUGGACUUCGGCUGCUUGAUCUCAGAAACAAUAAUCUGACAUUUUUUAACGUUUCGUUAAUACGAGGUCUUCAAGGACUGAAAUCCGUGUAUUUGUCUGGUAAUCCCUGGGAUUGUCAAUGCACGAUUAAACUGCUGAGUCAGUGGUUAAAGGAAAGCAAAGUUACUUUUCCAGAUCAUAAAGACACUGUCUGCCGUAGUCCAAAAUCAAUGGUUGGGAUCCCAGUCUCUGGAGCCUUAUACAAGUUAUUGCAGAUCUGUCUCACGCCUCUGGAUUACUUCGACUAUAUAUUUUUCGUAAUGGUUGGUUUUGCAAUAUUUAUCAGUGGCAUCAUUGUAGCCUCAAUCACAGGUGCAAUCAUGGUCUGCUUGGAGCGUCACCGGAGGAAUACAGAAAAAGAAGAUGAGAUAGAAAUAGCUCUGUAUCAAGCAGAAGGGUCUACAGUGAGAUUUAACAAUAUCGAAACAUGAUAAAGGUCUUUUCAGGAAUAUCCUGUCACAAGGAACUCUUUAUUUUAUCAGUAAGGUCAUUGGUAGGAUGGUUCAUGUUAUGAGUUAAAUUAAAAUGAAUUAUUUGCUAACCAAUGGAUCAAUAUAAUGAACUAUGUAGAAAACUCAAGGGCAUCUCUCAGCAAAAUUAUCAUGGUUCAAUUAUGUAGUACUUUCUUUGCAAUUUAUAUAUUUUCGGAAGCACUCAUUUAUUUUGUAAGCUAUAUGCCAAUAAAAUUUAUUAUACAUUU